Molecule: messenger RNA, 1539 nt
Organism: Danio aesculapii
Lineage: Eukaryota; Metazoa; Chordata; Actinopteri; Cypriniformes; Danionidae
Gene: vrk1
Product: VRK serine/threonine kinase 1
Exons: 13
Coding region: 100-1377 (425 amino acids)
Biological process (GO): peptidyl-serine phosphorylation; signal transduction
Cellular component (GO): cytoplasm; nucleus
Molecular function (GO): ATP binding; protein serine/threonine kinase activity
Source: RefSeq, a predicted model, not a curated record
GUGCUUCACUCUGAACAGUCGUUUUGCGGGAAGUUUGGAGAGCAGAGCUGUUGCAACAACUUGCCGCUCACGUGAGGAAAGUUUUUAUAAUCAAGCAAGAUGCCACCAAAGAAGGCAGAUGGGGUGAAGAAAGCAAGAGCUCCAGCUAAGAGAAAACUGGCUGAAGAAUUCCCGUCUGGAGAAGUCCUGACAGAUAACGCAAAGAAAAAAUGGAAGCUUGGAUCAGCUGUUGGACAAGGAGGUUUUGGCCUGCUGUAUCUUGCAAAUGAAGACUCUUCUGGACCUGUCACCGCUGAUGCACCUUAUGUCAUUAAAGUGGAACCAAGUGAAAAUGGCCCUCUCUUCUCUGAACUGAAGUUCUACAUGCGAGCUGCCAAACCUGAUCUAAUCGGGGCUUGGAUGAAGUCAAAGAAAAUGGAGUAUUUGGGAGUUCCAAAAUAUUGGGGUUCUGGUUUUCAUGAGAAAAAUGGGAAAAGGUAUAGAUUUAUGGUAAUGGAUCGAUUUGGAACAGAUCUACAGAAGUUGUUUGAAGGAAAUGGGAAGAAGUUUUCAAGGAAACUGGUUCUACAGCUGGGCCUUCGACUUCUUGACAUUCUGGAGUACAUCCAUGACCAUGAAUAUGUGCAUGCAGACAUCAAAGCCUCCAACCUCCUCCUGUCCUACACCAACCCCAAUCAGGUAUUUUUAGUAGAUUACGGACUGGCCUAUAGAUAUGCUCCUGAAGGAGUGCCAAAGGAGUAUAAAGAAGACCCAAAGAGGUGUCAUGACGGUACCAUUGAGUUCACAAGCAUUGACGCACACAAAGGAGUCUCUCCAUCAAGACGAGCUGACCUGGAAAUCAUGGGCUACUGCAUGAUCCAGUGGUUAUGCAGCCAUCUGCCCUGGGAAGACAAACUUCAGGACCCGCUCUACGUCAGAGACUCCAAGCUUAGGUGUAGAGACAAUAUUGAUGAGUUCUUGAAAAGCUGUUUCGCUUCAGGAAAUAUACCAGCUGAAAUGGGGAAGUUCAUGCAAGAGGUCAAGGUUCUCGGAUACACAGAGAAGCCAGAUUACGCAAAAUUACGAGGUAUUUUGCAGCAAGGCCUGAAGUCCAUAGGGUCAACAGAUGACAAAAAGCUGGACUUUGGAGUGUCGACCAACAGCACAAGUUUGCCCUCUGUCAAGACUCCCAAGCGAAAGAAGGCAGAGGAAAAAGGCCAGUCUGCUGACGAUACCGAUGGCACCCCAGCAAAGAAGAGGCGAGCUCCUCAGAAGAAGGAAGUGAAUGGGGCUAAAAAGACGGCAAGUCCUGCAAAGCGUCCAGCAAAGAAAGAAGCUCAGGCCUCCACUGAGCCAGCGGUGAAGAAAAGCCGAGGAAGGCCUAAGAAGAACUCUUAAUCCUUUUUGCACUCCAGUUCAAGUCGUUUUCUUUUUGUAUCUUUUAAAUUGUCUGGUCUGUAUUUGUUCUCUGUGGUUGAAUUUUCUUAAACUUUAGCAGGGUGUUGGGUACACUCUCGCAGUGAAAUGAUAAUAAAUAUGGGGUAAAGAAAAAAAAAACGA